AUGGACGACGAAUACAAAGCUGCUCGCCUCCUGCGGGCCCUAAAGCGGGCCGGCACCCGCGCUCCGCACUGCUUGGCGGCUGUGCGCCAGAUCGUCAUCUUCAUGUCCGCGGCGCUGCCCGACCUGCUCCCCCUCCUGCCAAGCUGCGGCGGGGGCGUGACGCACCUGGCCAUCCGGCCCCCGAACGGCUACCCCAGCAUGUGGCGGCAGCUGCCCGGCCUGCUCGCGUGUCUGCCGCAUCUACAGCGUCUCGUGGUCCCCUUCGUCGAUGUUUUUCCGGACCCCUUUCCGCAUUCGGACAACUCGGCGAACUUCCAGCCGGCGCUGCCGCACGUGACGCACCUCGCGCUGCUCGACGCCGGCACGUUUGAGGCCCAGGCCGAUCUGCAGCGCAUGCUGGCGUUCUUCCGCGCGCUCCCGGCGCUGACGCAUCUUGCGCUGAUGAUCCACGGGAGCAACCGCCGCACGCCGGAGGACAUGCUCGGUGUCUUCGCCGCGCUGCUCGACCGCCGGGAGUUGCCGGGGCUCCGCGUGCUGGCCUGCCUCGGCCCCGGCACUUACGAGACAGCCGUGAUGGCGAGGCGACUGGAGCUUGCGGACCCUGGGCCGUAUCUGCCGGGUAAGGACACUGGCAGCCCUCUCCGCGACGCGCGCUUCGUGGUGGUCGACUACGGCUCGUGGCUUGACGGCGCAGACCUCCCCGGCCUGCGGACAUAUUGGGACAUGGCCGACACGUUCGUUGCGAAGAAAGUAACGGGCCAGAUUGCAUCAUCGGUGGUGUUGGUGCACCCAUCUUCCACCGGCGGAGAAUACUGA
Mycena indigotica is the source of this 816-nucleotide messenger RNA. RefSeq lists its product as uncharacterized. The record is from RefSeq and is a predicted model, not a curated record. NCBI's taxonomy places the organism in Eukaryota, Fungi, Basidiomycota, Agaricomycetes, Agaricales, Mycenaceae. The transcript is spliced from 2 exons. The coding region runs from base 1 to 816 and encodes 271 amino acids.